Lodderomyces theae is the source of this 621-nucleotide messenger RNA. RefSeq lists its product as uncharacterized. Bases 1 to 621 code for a protein of 206 amino acids. The record is from RefSeq and is a predicted model, not a curated record. The transcript has a single exon. NCBI's taxonomy places the organism in Eukaryota, Fungi, Ascomycota, Pichiomycetes, Serinales, Debaryomycetaceae.
AUGGUUGCUGCUGCUGGUCUUGCUGGAAGUUUUUGGGUUAAUUCAUGCGCCAACACUGCCGCGGUUGCCACUCCAGGGUGCUGGUAUGCAGCUGCUGGGAUUUGUGUUGUUGGAGGAAUUGGGACUGCGUUGACAGCGGCUGCGGGUGCUAACUUGGGCAAUGCUAAACGAGACAAUGCAGUUGGAGGUGUUUACAGGCACGGGUAUUUGGGGAAAUACCAUCUUGAUGAACACUUGAAGACAAUAAUAUUGAACCAAGUGAAUGACGCAUUGUUGUCUAUACCUGGUGUAAGUGAUGUCAGGUCAUUUCAUAUAGCUGACUUGGAUGCUAGAAGCUUCGGUGACAAGAGAGACGUAACAGUAGAUGACACUACAGCCAAUGCAAAUGUAAUUAUAUGGACUUCUAUCCAUGGCAACCAUGCAGCAUUGUACACUUCUGGUGUCAAGAAUAUUACUGACUUCGCCCAUUAUAUUCGCCAUUCGCAACCAGUGCCCGCCAACACCGAAACCACUGACAGGUAUCACAACUCCACCAGUGUUGUCAACAAGAGAGUCAGACGCGGACAGAACUACUUUGAUGUCAACUACGUCGGAAUUGGGAUAACGCCAACCACGACCUAG